Aspergillus uvarum CBS 121591 is the source of this 642-nucleotide messenger RNA. Its product is annotated as mitochondrial 54S ribosomal protein mL40. The coding region runs from base 68 to 634 and encodes 188 amino acids. NCBI's taxonomy places the organism in Eukaryota, Fungi, Ascomycota, Eurotiomycetes, Eurotiales, Aspergillaceae. The record is from RefSeq and is a predicted model, not a curated record. The transcript is spliced from 2 exons. Gene Ontology annotation, biological process: mitochondrial translation. Gene Ontology annotation, molecular function: structural constituent of ribosome.
CCCUUCACUCCCUCAACAUCGCGGCGAAGUAUCACGGCACCACCCUGCCUCCGCCACGCCACGCAAGAUGCGCACCACACUCUCCCCCGUUCUCGCCUCGCUGGCGAACGUCUUCCGCAUCCCCUUGUCGCAGACUGCCUCCCGCCCGGCCGCCGCCGCCGCCCUCAGCCGGUUCAAUGGCAACAGCAACAGCAACAGCCUCAGCAACAACAGCAACAGCAGCAGACAAUUCUCGACGACGAGCGCAAUGGCCAAGCGCAAGAACGCCGGUCCCGCGCGGGACAAGCGAAUCACAAUGAUCCGCUACUUCCUCCACCACCCCCUCACUCCGCGCCCCCUCCGCUUCAGCCGCACCCGGUUCCUGCGGCACUGGACGAUCCACCGCGCGUGGCACCUGUACCAGGCGCAGCGGCGGCGGGCCGAGACGCUGGAGCUGGAGCGCCAGUGGCACGCGAUGCGCGCCGCGUGCGAGGAGCUGCGCACCGGCGCCGGCGACGGCGGCAAGCUGUUCCGGAAGAGCAUGAUCAAGACGGGCAUCUUCAAGGAUCUAUUCCCCAUCGAGUACGCGCGCCUGCAGACCGAGGGCCCGUCGCGGGAGGGGUGGAAUCAUGAGUGGAAGGCUUUGAAAAAAUAAUUUCCUCA